AUGGCUCUGCAGAUGUCCUGGCAACCUAAUCUCCUCCCUCACAAACGCAAAACCGCUCCUCCCAUAGGUCUCCGUAACCUCGGCAACUCCUGCUACCUCAAUAGCGUUCUUCAGUGCCUCACUUUCACUCCUCCUCUCGCCAAUUUCUCUCUUCGUUCUCAACAUUCAUCUCUCUGUGAUUCUUCCGGUUCUUCGUGUCCGUUCUGCAUACUCGAGAAACAAAUUGCUCGGUUACUCCGUGUGGAUCUCACAUCCGACGCUCCUUCAAAGAUCCAAAGCUGUUUACGUCUCUUUGCUGAGCACUUCCGUUGCGGUCGUCAAGAGGAUGCUCAUGAGUUUCUUCGUUAUGUUAUUGAUGCUUGUCAUAACUCGUGUCUUCGUUUGAAGAAGCUUAGGAAGAAAGGAGGUGGUGGAGGUGGAGGUGGAGGUGACGGCGGUGCUUCUGUUGUGAGGGAGAUUUUUGGUGGUGCUUUGCAGAGUCAGGUUAAGUGUUUAAGUUGUGGAUACGAAUCAAAUAAGGUUGAUGAGAUGAUGGAUAUUAGUUUAGAUGUUUUUCAUAGUAAUUCGCUUAGGGAUUCUAUGCUGAAGUUUUUUCAGCCUGAGGUUUUAGAUGGAAACAAUAAGUACAAAUGUGACGGUUGUAAGAAGUUGGUGACGGCUAAGAAGCAGAUGUCUAUACUUCAAGCACCUAAUGUACUUGUGAUACAGCUCAAGAGAUUUGAGGGCAUAUUGGGUGGCAAGAUUGAUAAGACUGUUGGAUUUGAAGAGGUUUUGGUGCUUUCUAGCUUCAUGUGCAAAGCAAGCCAGGAUCCACAACCAGAAUAUAAGCUCUUCGGUACUAUUGUGCAUUCAGGAUACUCACCGGAAUCUGGUCACUAUUACGCUUAUGUAAAGGAUGCAAUGGGUCGGUGGUAUUGCUGUGAUGAUUCUUGUGUAACACUUGCAACCCUGCAGGAAGUUUUGUCUGAAAAGGUUUAUAUCCUCUUUUUCUCUCGAACUAACCCAAGGCCAGCAUCAGUCAGUAGUUCUCUUGCAUCUAAUGGUGUAAAGCCCCAUCAUUCCAAUGGGAGUCAAAAAUCUGAAUCUUCUAAGGUUGAUGUACAACUCAAAACAGCGCAAGCAAAAUCAAAUUCUGAUCAAUCUUCUUGGAAAGAUAUGCCGGGUGUAUCUAAGAUUGGUAAAGUUCCUUCUGGCUUACGAGUGAAGUUUGACAUUAAUGGUAGUUCAAUUUCCAAAAGAAGUCCUGCCCAUGUAAGUGUCAAUGGGAAAGUUGACAUGUUUAGUAGUCAGCCGUUACCAACAAAUGGGCAUGCAAAAGAAUUAGUUUCUAUGGAAAAUGGUAGGAAAGAUCCUUCUUCAUCAUUACCCACCAUGAAUGGCUUUGCCAAAAAUAAAGUUGAUGUUGCUAACAACUCGAUUAGAAAGGAGUCGACAGUAACAAAUGGAUACACUGGUAUUCAGACGGUUGAUACUGAUUAUGUAAAACCACAUCCUCCUGAAGAUAUCGAUAGAAGCAAAGUAAUAUCAGGUACAGGGCCUGGCAACUUUAAGCGAGAAAGUAACGGUGUCAUCAACAAAUCUAAAAUGUUAGGGAAUAAGAGAAAAGUACAUGAGGCUCCAUGCAAUUUGCUUGCACAUGAUGAUCAGUCUCGUGCCAGAGUUGAAGAACUGAAAGACAGUCUUGGGAAAGAAGCAAAGUCAGUUUUGAGGAUAUGUGGCUGGGCAGAUAAGGUUGAUGAGUAUAUGAGAAAAUGGUUGCAAGAAAAAGCAGAGAAUUUAACGAGUGAUGUUAAAGGGAAGUUAAUACAAGAUGCCCGUAGUGCUUUCACAUCACAGGUUCCCGGGACCUUGAUCAAAACACGCAUGUUGAUCUGUCUUGCUAGUGAAACCUGUCCUGGCGAUUGUGGCAGAUGUGGAGACUAUCAUUCAAGUCUUCCUCACAGUGGCUUUGUAAUGAAUUUCUUAGGUGAUCCAUGCAUAUUUAAUGUAGAAGUUCAAAUAUCAUGUCUUGCCAUACGUUCUCUUUCUCCCUGGAGGGUACGAAGUUUUAUUUGA
Messenger RNA from Vicia faba (fava bean), 2055 nucleotides. The record is from the annotation of a GenBank genome assembly. NCBI's taxonomy places the organism in Eukaryota, Viridiplantae, Streptophyta, Magnoliopsida, Fabales, Fabaceae.